UUUAAUUUUUUUGCUUUCUGUGAUCGGUUGUGCGUCUUUAACACUUCUUCCUUGUUUUAUUCUUAAAUCUUCUAGAGUGAAUUGUGUCGGAUCGGGAACCAAAUUCAGUCAAAAGUAGCAACAUAAAAUGAAUUAUAUUGAGCCAACCUGUGCGGCAAGAAGCCUUGGACCCGCGAAUAAUUUGGUCAACACAUUCCUUUCUACAAUAUUGACCUUUCAUUGUAGUUUAACUACUCCAGAUAGUUGGCCACCAGAUUAUGGAGAGACCGCGUUGAAAUAUGGCCUCAAUGAUUACGACUUCAUUGUUGUCGGAUCAGGAACAGCAGGAUCAGUGGUUGCAGGACGAUUAGCAGAAAAUAUCAACCAUAAAGUUCUACUUUUGGAAGCUGGUGGAGAUCCGCCGAUAGAAUCAGAGAUCCCUGGGCUAGUAGGCGCUACUGUGGGAAGUGAAAUCGAUUGGAAGUACCCAACGAAACCGAAUCGAUUAUCCUGUUUGGCACUUAAGAAUGAAUAUUGCACAUGGAACAAAGGCAAAGUGUUAGGCGGUUCACACUCUAUUAAUGGCAUGGCUCAUCUUCGUGGUAAUUCUCGCGAUUAUGACACUUGGGAACAACUAGGGAAUCCGACAUGGGGAUGGAAUAGCAUCCAGAAAUAUUUCCAGAAGACUGAGAACUUCACUGGAGACAACCGUUUUGGGGCUCACGGAACAUCUGGUCCAAUGAAUGUUGAGGGAUAUCAAUCACCGAAAAUUGAUCAGUAUUUGAUUGUACAAGCGGCAAAGGAGUUGGGUUACAAAGAAGUUGACGACUUUGUAGCUGGAAAUUUCUUAGGAUUUGGUAAAGUUUAUGGAACCUUGAAGGAUGGAAGAAGAAUGAGUACCGCGAAAGCAUUUUUGAGUAAGCCAAAACCUAAUCUACAUAUUAUCAAGCAUGCUAUGGCACGGAAAAUUCAACUUAGUCCUGGCUUAAAAGCGGAGGGAGUAGAUUUUGUAUACAAAGGUAAGCAUGAAUUGAAGGCAUUAGCCCGGAAAGAAGUGAUUGUAUCAGCCGGGACAAUUGAGACACCAAAACUGUUGAUGCUGUCGGGUAUCGGACCUAAGAUGCAUCUAAGCUCAAUGAAUAUUCCUGUUCGUAAGGACCUUCCCGUCGGCGAGAACUUGCAGGAUCAUAUCAGGGCCUAUUUGUACUUAAAACUGAAAUACGACGAGAAGCUUGGGCUAAAUUCUAACUUUAUGGAUAUGUUCUACAGUCAAUGGGUGCACCGGAAUGGACCCUUAGGUAUGGCUGGUUUGGAUGUAGCAGGUUUCAUCGAUACUGUCGGAGACGGUAAAUACCCAGAUGUUCAACUAAUUUUUGGACCAAUUGGCAAUGCGAAGUUAUUUGGAUUCGAUUAUAAGUCGCACAUUCGUGAAAGUAUUAUCAAACAAAUUGACGAAUCCGAUCGAUUUUUGGCAGUCUCCGUUGUUCUAUUGCGUCCUAAAUCGAGAGGUUACCUUCGACUUCAAAGCGGUGAAUAUGAGAGAAAUCCACUAAUUGUUACAAAUGAUUUGAUGGAGGAUUCGGAUGUAAUGACGAUUGUUCGAGGUAUCAACAAGCUUCUGGAAUUCGAAAAUACUCCAACUUUUAGAGGUCUUAAGGCAGAGUUUCUAAAAGUGAAUCUUCCGGAAUGCGACUUGCAUGGGUAUAAGACCAUCAAAUAUUGGCAAUGCUAUGUGCGGUAUAUGUCAAGCACCAUCCAUCACGCGGUAGGUACGGCGAAAAUGGGACCAAGGACCGAUAGGACCGCUGUUGUCGACCCCGAGCUCAAAGUGCAUGGAGUGGAAGGGUUGAGAGUAAUCGAUGCAAGUAUAAUGCCCACUGAAGUGAGUGCCAACAUAAAUCCUGCAGUGAUAAUGUUAGCCGAGAAAGGGGUAGAUUUUGUUAAAAACCGCUGGAAGUAAUAAAAAGGAUACUGAAGGAAAUAGCCAAACGUAUUUUA
Molecule: messenger RNA, 1977 nt
Organism: Hermetia illucens (black soldier fly)
Lineage: Eukaryota; Metazoa; Arthropoda; Insecta; Diptera; Stratiomyidae
Product: glucose dehydrogenase [FAD, quinone]-like
Exons: 3
Coding region: 128-1939 (603 amino acids)
Molecular function (GO): flavin adenine dinucleotide binding; ecdysone oxidase activity
Source: RefSeq, a predicted model, not a curated record